GACAGAGCUCUGUUUAUGUUUGGCUUCAGUUUGAGCGCUUUGAGCGGCUUCUGCCUUCUGCUCGUGUUAAUCUCCUCUGCGCUGUUCCUCGCCAUGUCCUCUGAGGGGAAAUACUCAUCCGUAGAUUUCGAAAUAUUCGGCGAUGUUCAGGGUGUGUGCUUCAGAAUGUAUACAGAGGAUCAAGGGAAGAAGCUGGGGGUGAACGGCUGGGUGAAGAACACCAGACAGGGCACUGUGAUCGGGCAGGUGCAGGGGCCUCGGGACAAAGUCGAUGAGAUGAAACAUUGGCUGAGACAUGUGGGCAGUCCCAGCUCCCGUAUUGACCGUGCCGAGUUCACCAACGAGAGGGACAUUUCUAAGCUGGAGCUUCGCGGAUUCAGCACUCGUUACUGAGCUCCUUAACCUUUCAGUUAGCAGCCAUAAAGAAUGCAUUAUACCUGCUGACUCAGUGCCUCACAUUCAUGACCAGACCAUUUGGCACCCCUUGGUUUGGUACGUUUACUUAACUAAUUAUUUUCUCUUCCUAUUUAUUAGAAUAUUCAACCCCUCACAGCCUAAAGGCCCUGACGUUGGUGCUAAUGUCAGUCACUCUCAUAACUACAUAAAAUACAUAGGUUUCGAAUAAUUUACAGUAGUUACUGUAAGCCUGGGGUUGACGGAGUUAGUGUAUGCAUUAAUAAAUGUAACAGAGGAGUAUUUUUUACUUAUUGUGUUGAAUUUGUGACUUUAAAUGUAACUUUUUUUUUCCUCUCCAAACUAAAGCCAAUAUGACUGGAGAGACUUGCCAGUCAUUUGUUUAUAAUUGAAGCAGCUCUCAGUUCCCACCCUGAAAUAAAUCAUUAUGUUGAAUCCAA
Pygocentrus nattereri (red-bellied piranha) is the source of this 854-nucleotide messenger RNA. RefSeq names its product acylphosphatase-2 (gene acyp2). The record is from RefSeq and is a predicted model, not a curated record. Gene Ontology annotation, molecular function: acylphosphatase activity. Lineage: Eukaryota; Metazoa; Chordata; Actinopteri; Characiformes; Serrasalmidae. The transcript is spliced from 4 exons. The coding region runs from base 16 to 393 and encodes 125 amino acids.